Molecule: messenger RNA, 864 nt
Organism: Stegastes partitus (bicolor damselfish)
Lineage: Eukaryota; Metazoa; Chordata; Actinopteri; Pomacentridae
Exons: 7
Coding region: 26-703 (225 amino acids)
Source: RefSeq, a predicted model, not a curated record
UGUGACCAGAGGUGACAGAGCCAGAAUGGGGAGGAAUCCAGUCAACCACAAGCUUUCGACACUGCAGCCUUUAGAUGUGUCUGGUUUCCCAGUACGCAACGGAAUAAAAGGUGCAGCCUACUUGAGUUUACUGUCACAUUUUGUAUCGACUCACAAACACAAAGAGUUUGCCUUGAAGAAACCAGCAGGUGCCGUGGUGAGGAUAGCAGAGCUUGAGGACACAAUUUACUGUGAGGAUCAAGAUGUGGUGAACGGGUGGGGGAAGUUCUACCUCCCCGAGACAGUAACCAUGCAGGUUGUAGGUGUGGUUGAGGGCACACCGUACCCGUGUGACCAGCUAGUUCUGAUGGCCUGUGAUGACAAUCGUUUUUACGCCUAUGAUGGAGAGGAGCUGCAUCUUGUGGCUUCAAGCCUAGAGUCUGAUGGAAUAGAGUUUCCAGCAUCAAAGAGCUUUUACAAGGGGGAGGCCUUCAAAGACAUGACUAAGGAGGACUGGGCUGAGGUGAGGAAAGGCCCUGUGGGCAGGAGGUUGGACCAAGAGCAUCAGAAAUUGGUGAAAGCAACUAAAUCCAGACUCCUGAAGAAUCUCAGAAUCGGCAAAGAGAAACAGAGGUUGCAUCAGAAGUUUGGAGGUGGCCCACUUCCUGACAACAUACUCUGUGGGUUGACAGGUGGCCAGGCUGCUCAUACAGCUGUUCAUUGAGCCGAUCUGAGCACAUCCGAUGACCAGGCUGCUCAUACGGGCUGAAAUGAACUGUUGUCGUAUCACAGCUGGAGAGGCUGAAAGGCCCUGGACAGUUGAUUAAAAAAAAACACAAAAUUAACAGUGUCUCUGUGGGACAAUGAGGAUGUCGGAGUCCCCGG